Molecule: messenger RNA, 1326 nt
Organism: Erythranthe guttata (spotted monkey flower)
Lineage: Eukaryota; Viridiplantae; Streptophyta; Magnoliopsida; Lamiales; Phrymaceae
Product: cell division control protein 2 homolog C
Biological process (GO): regulation of gene expression; signal transduction; G1/S transition of mitotic cell cycle
Cellular component (GO): cytoplasm; cyclin-dependent protein kinase holoenzyme complex; nucleus
Molecular function (GO): ATP binding; cyclin-dependent protein serine/threonine kinase activity; cyclin binding
Source: RefSeq, a predicted model, not a curated record
AACCGUCAAAAAAAAUUAAACGAGAGAGAGAGCGAUCAGAGAUCGGAGAUCGGAGAUCGGAGAUCUAGAAUUCCAUCAAUGGAGAAAUACGAGAAGCUGGAGAAGGUAGGCGAAGGCACGUACGGAAAGGUGUACAAGGCGAAAGAGAAAGCCACCGGACUGGUCGUAGCCCUAAAAAAAACCCGCCUCGAAAUGGACGAGGAGGGCGUGCCGCCGACGGCGCUCCGGGAGGUUUCCCUCCUCCAGAUGCUGUCGCAAUCGCUCUACGUGGUCCGACUCCUCUGCGUCGAGCACGUCGACAACAAGAGCGGGAAGCCGCUCCUCUACCUCGUCUUCGAGUACCUCGAUACGGAUCUGAAGAAGUUCAUCGAUUCCCAUCGGAAGGGGCCGAACCCUAGGCCGCUUCCGCCGCAGUUGAUCCAGAGCUUCCUCUACCAGCUAUGCAAGGGCGUGUCUCACUGCCACAGCCACGGCGUGCUCCACCGCGAUCUCAAACCCCAGAAUCUGCUCCUUGAUAAGGAGAAAGGAAUCCUCAAAAUCGCCGAUCUUGGACUCGGUAGAGCAUUCACCGUCCCCCUUAAGAGCUACACCCACGAGAUUGUGACGCUUUGGUAUAGAGCGCCUGAGGUACUUUUGGGAUCGACGCAUUACUCUACGGCUGUUGAUAUAUGGUCCGUCGGCUGCAUUUUCGCUGAGAUGGUAAGAAGGCAAGCUUUGUUUCCUGGAGAUUCCGAGUUUCAGCAGCUGCUUCAUAUUUUUAGGUUGCUUGGAACACCAACUGAGAAGGAUUGGCCAGGAGUUAGUUCAUUGAGGGAUUGGCAUGUGUACCCUCAGUGGGAACCUCAGAAUUUGGCCCGUGCAGUUCCUUCAUUGGAGUCCGAUGGUCUUGACCUUCUAACGAAGAUGCUGAAAUACGACCCGGCAGACAGAAUUUCGGCUAAAGCUGCUCUAGACCAUCCCUACUUCGACAGCUUGGACAAAUCUCAGUUCUGAAAGUGGAGGAGGCGACCGCCAUUUUUGAAAAAAAACGUGGUCACGAUUGUUGGAUGAUGUCAUCAUCUUGGUGAUUUGAUAUUUUGAUGUCUAUGCUUCGGUUAUUCGUAUCAAAACAUCUGCGAGCGCAACGUAUCAUCAGUCUGGUGAUAUCUUUAUAAAAUGAUAUAUGUUUACAAGUAAUGUAAUUGACGACAUUUUAAAUAUGCUUUAUGUUGUGUAAUCGAUGCAUAACUAGCGUGGAGGCAUGCAUUGUACGGUUAUAAUAUUUCGAGUUUAUUGUAUUGUACUCUUUUCUUAAUAGUAACGAUGGAGGUGUGUUUCGUUUUUUAU